This is a messenger RNA of Tyto alba (common barn owl), 1512 nucleotides long. RefSeq names its product ancylostoma secreted protein. The record is from RefSeq and is a predicted model, not a curated record. Bases 1 to 1512 code for a protein of 503 amino acids. Gene Ontology annotation, cellular component: extracellular region. NCBI's taxonomy places the organism in Eukaryota, Metazoa, Chordata, Aves, Strigiformes, Tytonidae. The transcript is spliced from 14 exons.
AUGUUCUGCUCUAUCUGGUCACUAUUUGAAUUUUAUAAUACCCGUGACGCUGAGUCACCUUGUCCUAUCAGGAAACAGAAGAGCUAUAUGUUACCCUCCAGUGAAGAACUCCACUCACUUCCACAAACACCUGAAGGACGAAAGAAACUUCUGAUCUUCCUGGAAACAAAAGAGAUGAUUCUGCCACUGGUGUUUCUGUGUCUUACAGCUGUGCUGCCUCCAUCUACUGGAGAGGAACCUGAAGGUUUUGACGCUCUGUCAACUAGCAAAGCAGAUCAGCAAAAGCUGAUUAUUGACAAACAUAACGCCCUCAGGAGAGGAGUAAAUCCAACUGCCAGCAACAUGAUGAAGAUGCUAUGGUGUCCUCCGGCUGCAAAGAAUGCCCAAAAUUGGGCCAAUCAAUGUACUUUAAAGCACAGUCCUGAUAACAUGAGGAGAACCACUGUACAAUGUGGUGAAAAUCUCUUCAUGUCGACUGCCCCUUCCUCGUGGUCAGAUGUUAUUCAGGCCUGGUACAGUGAGGAGAAAAAUUUCAAAUACGGUACUGGAGCAAAAACACAAGAUGCUAUGAUUGGCCAUUACACUCAGAUCGUUUGGUACAAUUCUUAUCAAACUGGAUGUGCUGUCGCUUUCUGUCCCAACAGUAAAUACAAAUACUUCUAUGUCUGCCAGUACUGCCCCAUGGGGAAUCUACUAAGUUCAAUUCAGACACCUUACAAAACAGGAGAACCCUGUGGUGACUGCCCUAGUGCUUGUGAGAACGGACUAUGCAAAAUGCAUCUACUAACUGCAAUCAUUUUCCUGGCUGCUUUGCUACACCAAUCUGAUGGACAGGGUUUUCAGUAUAAACAAAUGGACAUUUCCUCUCCUCAUGUUCAGUUUCAAAACCAAAAACAGAUCCUUGAGAAACACAAUGAGGUACGAAGAUCUGUAGUUCCCACGGCCAGGAACAUGCUGAAGAUGGUGUGGAAUGAGAAAGCUGCCAAAAAUGCUCAGAAAUGGGCAAAUAUGUGUGGGAUGAAAAUCAGUCCAAGAGAUCAGAGAAUCAUUAAUGGUGUCACCUGUGGUGAGAAUGUAUUACUAUCAUCUAACCCAAAAACAUGGGCUGAAGUAAUUCAAGUCUGGCAGAGUCAGUCCUCCAAUUUCAAGUAUGGAUUUGGAGCAACUGCGAAAAAUGUCAAUAUUGAGAACUAUACUCAGUUAAUCUGGUACAACAGUUACCAGAUCGGAUGUGCAGUUGCCUACUGUCCUAUGAAACAAUUCAACUACUUUUAUGUUUGCCAAUACUGCCCUGCAGGAAAUAGGGCAACGGAAAUAGCUACACCUUACAAAAGCGGACCAAAAUGUGCUGACUGUCCUGGCCACUGUGACAAAGGGCUUUGCACCAAUCCUUGCAACUAUCGAGACUUAUUUGAAAACUGCAGAAAUCUGAAAACCUUGUUUGGCUGUGGCCAUUCACUGGUGAUGAAGAAGUGUCCUGCUACCUGUACAUGCACCACUCAAAUCAUAUAA